AUGGCCGAACCGUCCAAGGAAGCAACUGAGCUGAUGGAGCUUAUAUCCCGCACGGACGCAAAAUGGAGGGUCCUUAUACAACGCGCAAGGUCUAGCGUUGCCGGGCCCCUUAACGUCUCACAGUACCCUAAACCUGUGCCCUCCGAUAUUGCCAAAGCAAUAGACCAUACCCUCCUUGAUAAAUCUGCUACCCAGGACCAAAUUGAUGCAUUGUGCGCCGAAGCCAAGGAAUAUGGUUUCGCUACCGUCUGCGUUAGGCUGGAGUGGGUUACACGCGCGGUGGAAAACCUUAAGGGGACGGGUAUUGGAGUCACUUGUGUCGUUGGAUUUCACGAAGGCACGCAUCCCAUUCCCGAAAUGGUUGUAGAGGCGAGGACUGCGCUGGAAAAGGGCGCCAACGAGCUUGACAUGGUGAUAAACUACCCUUUUCUCAGGAGCGGCCGCUACAGCGACGCCUUCCAGUCCGUCAUAAUGAUUAGGACCGCCACCAAGGAGAAACGGCCUCUGGUAAAACUCAAGGUUAUUCUGGAGACUUCACAGCUAAGCAGGGAUGAUAUCAUUGCUGGAUGUGUACUGUCAUGCGCUGCUGGCGUGAAUUUCGUCAAAACCAGCACCGGUUUCAACGGGGUCGGAGCAACUGUGGAGAAUGUCGCCUUGAUGCGUGCGGUUGUAGAAUCGUGCUCGAACGGCGCCGUGGAGAUCAAGGCCAGCGGCGGAAUCAGAACUGCCGAUGAUUGCAUCAAGAUGAUCCAAGCUGGUGCAACAAGAAUUGGAGCUAGCUCCGGAGUGAACAUCGUCAAGGAGGCUCUAGGUGAUUCCAAUGGGGAAGCCGAUGCCACGACUGCUAGUGGCUACUAG
Molecule: messenger RNA, 858 nt
Organism: Trichophyton rubrum CBS 118892
Lineage: Eukaryota; Fungi; Ascomycota; Eurotiomycetes; Onygenales; Arthrodermataceae
Product: deoxyribose-phosphate aldolase
Exons: 1
Coding region: 1-858 (285 amino acids)
Biological process (GO): deoxyribonucleotide catabolic process; carbohydrate catabolic process
Cellular component (GO): cytoplasm
Molecular function (GO): deoxyribose-phosphate aldolase activity
Source: RefSeq, a predicted model, not a curated record